AUCAACAUUAUCACAAGGAACAAAUGUUACUAGGUCACAAUUAAUACCAUCUGAUCAAUUAUAUCGUCAAGCAAAAAUUUAUGAAGAAAAUCGAUUAACACGUGGUGGUGAAUUACCAGAAGGUGCUGCAGAAAGUGGAAAUGAAGACAAUGAUCAUGAUGUAAUUGUUGGAAAAAAUAAAAAAUAUGAUCCACAUCGAGCACUUAAUAUUGACUUAAGUGAAAAACCUAUUCAAUCGAUUCCUACAUCACCACCACUGUUGACAUCUCAAUUAAAAGAACCAGUUCCUAAACAAAUUGAAACACCUCCUAUAUUAACUGGAAAGCCAAAAAAAUCUAAGAAAAAGAAAAUAAUUGAAAAACAAGAACAAUCAUCAACAUUGAAAUCAAAACACAAACGAGAACGUAGUGAUUAUAAAGAAUUAUUAUCACCAGCUGAUGAGGAAGAAAAUUGUCCAACUUCAACACCUCCUCCUUCUGCUAUUGCAAAGAAACCAAAGAAAAAAAAUCAUCAUCCAUCAAUAGCUCAACUUGAUGUAACAUUUCUUUUAAAAAAUCGAACAUCAUUUAUUAUUGGUCAUAUUAAUAUUCAUUGUAUUGAUAGUAUGAGUUCGAAAUUAUUAAAUACAACAAGUACAAAUUCAAUAUCAUUUCCAUUUAUAAGUAUUUUUCCUCAUUCACAAAAUUAUAUUCAUAUUUAUUUUUCUAUAAAUGCUAUAUUAUUUUCUCAAAAAUUAAAAACAACAUUAACUUAUUCUAUAAAUAAAUCAAAUAUAAUUGAAACAGAUAGAAUUGAAUUUAAACUUAAUUUGCCUUGUUCACAAUAUUUACGACGAAAGACUAUUGAUUCUAUUGUAUUUGCUGAUUUGAUGAGUUCGGGUGCAUUGAUAUGUCAAUCACAACUUCGUAUUUCAUCAUCUAAUCAAGACUUUCUAUUGAUGAUUAAUACAAUUUGUCAAUUUUAUCGAUUAACUGUUGUCGAAAAAAUUAAUUCAGCUGCAUCUUUAUAUGCUGAAACAAUUCUUGAACAACCAAUAGCUCUUUUAUUUAAAUCAAUAUUCUAA
Rotaria sordida is the source of this 1063-nucleotide messenger RNA. The record is from the annotation of a GenBank genome assembly. Lineage: Eukaryota; Metazoa; Rotifera; Eurotatoria; Philodinida; Philodinidae.